AUGGGCUCCUUUGUGUAUCAUCUGGUGGAAGCUGGUUGGAUGAUGGUAGUGCAGGUUUUUUUGCUCAAGGCACAACAUUUUCAUCAGACGAAUCCGAGGAAUCGACCGCUUACGUCGUUUGAGAAGGGUAUUAUUGGGACGGCAUUUUGGAUCACGUUUUUGCUGGGGGGCGCUCUAUGUCGGUUGCUUCUGAGAUUCUCGCAAACUGUCAUAUCCGGAAAUGGCGAACUUCCAACGACGCCGAAUGUGGAGGGUGGAUCUGGGACUGGUCGAUUCGUGUAUAAAGUGUUAGCAACAUGGCUCAUUCACAAGGCUGUGAAUUUCAUCCUCGAGACCGUCCUUCCGUUUUGGGACGAACUAGCCCGUGACUCCUCCAAAGCACGCCAGAAACUCGAAGUACGUGCGUCGGAACUGCUCGAAGGGAUCCAGGACUUCAUCCAAGGAAAAGGGUUUGGGGCCGGACAGGUGCAGGUGUUACGCAGCGGCCAGGAAAUCAGUCUGGAACGACGACAGGUUAAUGAUCCUGUGCAUGGACAGCGGACGUUGGAUUGGAAUGUUGUGGUGGAUAAGACGGCGUUGAAUGAGAUGAUGGAGACGUUGGGUCCGCCGGGCGGGUUUGGGGAGAUGGGGUUUAAUGUUUCGAGGGAUGGGGUGUGUUUUGAGGCGAUGGGGGUGGGGACCAGGUUUAAUCUGAAGUUUGGGUUGAGUGGGAGUAAGACUGGUGAUGGGGGUGUGGAGGUGAAGACGAAGAAGAGACCGCCUUUGAAGGGGAGGAGUAAUACGAAGUAG
Molecule: messenger RNA, 789 nt
Organism: Glarea lozoyensis ATCC 20868
Lineage: Eukaryota; Fungi; Ascomycota; Leotiomycetes; Helotiales; Helotiaceae
Exons: 1
Coding region: 1-789 (262 amino acids)
Source: RefSeq, a predicted model, not a curated record